AUGCCCAACCGCUCCAGCUCCGCCCUCGGCUUCUCCGGCUACGAGUCCCCCACCGAGAGCAACUACAACGGCUGGCCGCCCACUGACGGCGAGGUCAGCUUCCCGGCGUCGCCGGCCAUUACCCGCUCCAACACGCCUCGUCCAGACUAUCAUCCUCAUCACCCUCAAACUCAAAACCGGCACGUCCAGGUGCAAUUGCAUCACCCCCAGCCGCAGCGGCCCAGGUUCUCAAGGCUGUCGACAGCGAAUACGGUUAUCACCACUGCGGGUUUGAUUGAGGGAGGGAAUGGCAACGGGGGGUUUCGGCCGGCUAGUUUGGAUGAGGCGGCCACCGGCGGUGUCGCGAACGUGUUAUACUCAAUACCAUACCGAUCAAAAUGGCUCACGGGCAUCGGCCUGGCCUUCUUCUUCCUUAACAUCAUCCUCUAUCUCAUCAACUGUCUGAUGCUUUCACUGCGCUUCUGGUUUCGCCCCGGUGCCUUCCUGAACUCGCUUACCGAUCAAGUUGAGAGCUUGUUCAUCUCUGCUAUUAUCGUCUCCGCUGGCACAAUCCUUAUCACCAUCUGCCAAUACGGCGUCCCACACGUCGGCCCCUGGCUUCUGCGCGUCAUGGAAAUCCUCUUCUGGGUUUACGUCGGCGUGAGCUUUGUCGUCUCCGCCGCGCUCUACCUGACCCUGUGGUCGACCCAGAUCUUCCCCAUCCACACUAUGACUCCCGUCUGGGUGUUCCCUGCCUAUCCCCUCCUUCUCACAGCCCCCUUCGCAGCCAACCUCAUCUCCGCAGCGGUUAGGGUCGCGGAGAGGGACGGGCGUGUGGGGAGCGCCCUGGGGAUGAUUGAUACUAUUGCCGUGGCGACGGCUGCCGUGGCGGUUCAGGGGACGGGAUUCCUCAUUGCGUUUAUGAUUUGCGCUGCGUUUUUGUAUAGGCUGAUGACGCAGAAGCUGCCGCGGGACCAUCAAAGGCCGGGCGUGUUUAUCUCGAUUGGGCCGAGUGGAUUUACCGCGGCCGGCUUGGUCUCCCUAGGCAACCUGACCCCCGCCAUCUUCCCCUCCCCGACCUCAUCCCCCACCACACCCGAAUCCAUCUUCUCCGCCACCACACCCGUCACCCUCCCCAUGAUCGCCCGUCUCUUCUCCCUCCUGGCCGGUCUCUGGCUGUGGGGCCUAAGCGUGUGGUUCUUCCUCGUGUCCAUCGGCUCCCUCGUGAAGUAUCUGCGGCGCGAGCACCGCGCGAAGUUGCGCUUCCAGAUGACAUGGUUCUCUUUCGUGUUCCCCAAUACCGCGCUCGUGACGGCGACGGAGGCGCUGGGGAUUGCGUUCGAUAGUGCCGGACUCAAAAUUUUCGGGUGUGUCCUCGCGGCGCUGAUCAUCCUGGUGUGGAUGAUUGUUUUUGGGAAGAUGGUGGUUUGUCUUUGGAGGAGGGAAUUGUUAUGGCCCAAAGACGAUGAUUAA
Messenger RNA from Thermochaetoides thermophila DSM 1495, 1452 nucleotides. RefSeq lists its product as uncharacterized. The transcript is spliced from 7 exons. Gene Ontology annotation, cellular component: membrane. Bases 1 to 1452 code for a protein of 483 amino acids. Gene Ontology annotation, biological process: malate transmembrane transport. Lineage: Eukaryota; Fungi; Ascomycota; Sordariomycetes; Sordariales; Chaetomiaceae. Gene Ontology annotation, molecular function: malate transmembrane transporter activity. The record is from RefSeq and is a predicted model, not a curated record.